Molecule: messenger RNA, 1400 nt
Organism: Suillus discolor
Lineage: Eukaryota; Fungi; Basidiomycota; Agaricomycetes; Boletales; Suillaceae
Exons: 18
Coding region: 152-1171 (339 amino acids)
Source: RefSeq, a predicted model, not a curated record
UCCUGAUGAGUCCGAGUCGAACGACUCGGAUUCACGUUCCACUCCGUGGGCUCUCAUCGCCGUAUGUGAAAGAUUAGUGGCUGUACUAGUAUAGUACACAGUACGGAUAAAAUGAUUGCCAUCACAUUCAGAAUCGGUUCUGUCUUUCUCCAUGCAGGACCUCCAACUCCUACAGCCUUCUAUCGAAAACACGUUUGGAGCACUUUUUAUCGGGGUCACUCUUGCGGCAUUCCUCUGGGGUAUAAGCAAUAUUCAAACGUUUUUCUACUUUCAGACGCAUAGAGGCACAGGAAUAACAUUCUUUAAAGUGGUUGUCAUUUUAUUUUGGAUACUUGAUGCUCUGCACCUGGUCUUCAUUGUCCAUUGCAUCCAUUAUUACUUAGUGACAAAUCACGCAAGAAUGGGUGCGCUCUCAAACAUUGUAUGGAGUUUUAAACUUCAGGUCAUAUGUUAUGCUCUCAUCACAAAGGGUGUACAAGCUCUGUAUGUCCACCGCCUAUGGAUAGUCAGCAAGGGCCGAUCGAGAGCUCUCUUUAUAAUAUUAAUGAUGUGCAUAACCGUGGCCCUCGCUUUAGGUGUUGACAUCGUCCUUGUUUGGGUAUUGUAUCAGUGCCAUCAGUUUUCAGACUUGAUUAGAGUAGAGUGGGCGGCAUACGCGGCUUUGGGCACGGUUACUUUUGUCGAUAUCCUUAUUGCAUCAUUGAUGUGGUAUUUCCUCGCUACCUCCCGCACUGGGUUCUCUAGGACGGAUUCCUUCAUCAACAAGCUUAUGGCUUACACCGUUAAUACUGGCUGUAUCACGAGUAUAGGUUCAGUGGCAAUUAUAGUCACAUGCGCAGCGAUGCCAAACAACUUUAUCUAUCUUGGCGUUGCAUUUUUAGUAGCUAAAUUAUAUGUCGGCUCGUUUCUCGCACUCCUGAAUAUGCGAUACUACUUGCAGGGCAAUGCGAACAAUAUCGAUUCCGUCAACACGCACCGUGCGCGCCAAUUCCUCUACCGACCGGAGCCGCACAUUAGGGUGCCACAAGUGGAGGAGGAACUCCAGGCCUCCCAGGAGAACAUAUGUAAACAUGACGAUGAAACGGAUUUCACUCGUCCUGUACAGAUUGACAAGCCACAGCCUCCACCGAUUGCCAUCACAGUUGAGAUAAGUUCUUUCUCGUCAGCUUAAUAGGUUGUCAUGCAUGUAUAUCGUCCGCCUGUCUCUUAUAGACUUUUGAGGCCACGGAUUAUAACAUCGAUUACUACCUCUGUGCAUUCUGAUGUACUGCAUGGUUAAACCCAGGGUUAGGCUCUCCAAAUACCUUCAACAUCGAGGUUCGGAGCCGAACACAUUCUCCUUGUGCCAGAUAAGCUCAGAACCCUAUAAUCUCGUAAGGUAUUUAGUGGCCGCCGAAGCU